Molecule: messenger RNA, 1234 nt
Organism: Gossypium raimondii (Peruvian cotton)
Lineage: Eukaryota; Viridiplantae; Streptophyta; Magnoliopsida; Malvales; Malvaceae
Product: RING-H2 finger protein ATL2
Exons: 1
Coding region: 139-990 (283 amino acids)
Source: RefSeq, a predicted model, not a curated record
GUCUCUUGGACUGAAAGUCGAACAUCUCAUCUUUUCACUUAAAAACCCUUCCAUCCCAUUUCUCUCUUUUCUAAAUAGAAGAAUCAAAGUCCGACCCGAUUCCGUAUCAGACUCCAUAGCUGCAAAAGCUUCAAAGCCAUGAGCGAGACCGAUAAUGGAUUCGGUGGUUCCUCUGAUAUUCCCAUGGAUAACAAUAACAGCUACGCCUUAAGUGGCAGGAUCAUGCUCAGCACCAUUGUUGUUUUGUUCUUCGUCGUUAUACUCGCCUUCAUCUUCCAUCUCUACGCUCGUUGGUACAUCCUACGUUCCCGCCGCCGUCGUUCCAGCGGUCGCCGUAAUCGACGGCUAACGCAGUUCGUUUUCUACGUUGAUCCAAACUCCAAUGCCGCCGCCAAUCGCGGACUAGAUGCGCGCGUUCUCAAGUCGCUCCCGGUUUUCACUUUCUCCUCCGAGACCCACCCGGAUUCCGCCCUCGAAUGCGCCGUUUGUUUGUCGGAGUUCGAAGAAAAUGAGUCGGGCCGGGUAUUACCCAAAUGUAAUCAUAGUUUCCAUUUAGCUUGUAUAGAUAUGUGGUUUCACUCUCACUCAACGUGUCCUCUUUGUCGGACCCCCGUCGAAGAAUACAAACCCGUAUCUGAUAACCCGGGAGAUUUAGUAUUAACUAUCAAUGAACCGUCAGAAGGAGAAUCCGGAUCCGAUCGGAGCUCAGAUUUGUGUGCCACGUGUCGACACGAGGAAGGACAUGAAGAUUCGUCGGCCGUUGGGUACCGCAGGAAAUUGUCGAUUGAGAUUUCAAGAAAUACUGAAGGUUUCGUGGGUGAGUCGAGUGGGUGUAACUCAGGACCGAGUCCAGCUUAUAGAUCGCCAAUGACUCGAAUGUUGUCGUUUAAGAGGAUACUGAGUAGGGACAGAAGAGGGAGUGGAACAAUCUCCGUUCCCGAGUCGGAUAUCGAGCGAGGCGGGGAUGAGACUCCGCAAACUCAGGGAUAACUAGGGUGAUGACGUGAUGUGUGACUCAGUAGACAAAAAUCAGCGGCGCAGCAGAUUUACUGUACUGCGGUGAAAAGACAUUCGUACGAGGACUAGGAUGACAGAAUCCACGUGGCUUGAGGAUAUUGAAACGAAAACACCUGGCAGAUUUUGGGACGUUGAUGAACAAGAAUAUUUAUUUGUAAUUUUUUGUGUGUAUAAAUUUGUCUCAUUAAUUAAUAUUAUUUUAUAUAUAUUUGUUUUA